Messenger RNA from Hemisphaericaspora subhashii, 972 nucleotides. RefSeq names its product fatty acid elongase (gene FEN12). The record is from RefSeq and is a predicted model, not a curated record. Gene Ontology annotation, cellular component: endoplasmic reticulum membrane. Lineage: Eukaryota; Fungi; Ascomycota; Pichiomycetes; Serinales; Debaryomycetaceae. The coding region runs from base 1 to 972 and encodes 323 amino acids. Gene Ontology annotation, molecular function: fatty acid elongase activity. The transcript has a single exon. Gene Ontology annotation, biological process: fatty acid elongation, polyunsaturated fatty acid; very long-chain fatty acid biosynthetic process; fatty acid elongation, monounsaturated fatty acid.
AUGAUAGAAAUAAGUUAUCCUAGUAUUGAACGUCCAUUUGGUAUUUACUUAUGGCCAAUUUUCAACAAAAUCUUUGAAUUAAUCAUUGGAUAUCCAGCUGAAGAAUUUGAAUUUGUUUAUCAUAAAACUUUCUUAGCAAAUGGAUAUCAUGCUAUUGGUAUUAUAAUCGCCUAUUACAUUAUUAUCUUCGGAGGAAGAUUCUUAAUGUCAACAUUUAAAGUUCCUGCUUUGAAAUUGAAUUUCUUGUUUCAAUUGCAUAAUAUUGUAUUGACUGGUUUAUCACUUGGAUUAUUAUUGUUAUGUAUUGAACAAUUAGUUCCUAUUUUAUAUCAUCAUGGUGUUUUCUAUGCUAUUUGUCAUAGGAAUGCUUUUGCUCCAAAAUUAGUUACAUUAUAUUAUUUGAAUUAUUUGACUAAAUAUUUGGAAUUAAUCGAUACUGUAUUCUUAGUGUUGAAGAAAAAGAAGUUAUUAUUUUUACAUACUUAUCAUCAUGGUGCUACUGCAUUAUUAUGUUAUACUCAAUUAACUGGUUCUACAUCAGUUGAAUGGGUUCCAAUUACUUUGAAUUUAGCAGUACAUGUUGUUAUGUAUUGGUAUUAUUUCUUAAGUGCAAGAGGUAUUAGAGUAUGGUGGAAAGAAUGGGUUACUAGAUUCCAAAUUAUUCAAUUCUUAAUUGAUUUAGUAUUUGUUUAUUUUGCAACUUAUACUCAUUAUGUUUAUAAAUAUUUCCCAUGGUUACCUCAUAUGGGAGAUUGUUAUGGUAGUGAAUUAGCUGCCGCUUAUGGAUAUUUGAUCUUGACUAGUUACUUGUUAUUGUUUAUCAGUUUCUAUAUUAAGGUGUAUAAGAGUGGUGAUAAGAAGAAGAAGGCUGCUGCUGCAGCUGCCGCUGCUGCUAAGAAGGAAGGUACCACAUCUGCUAGUUCCACAGCGGUUGAAAAUGGUUCUUCUCAAGUCAAAUCUAGAAAGGCUUAG